Amaranthus tricolor (Joseph's coat) is the source of this 1777-nucleotide messenger RNA. RefSeq names its product mitogen-activated protein kinase homolog NTF6-like. The coding region runs from base 126 to 1241 and encodes 371 amino acids. Gene Ontology annotation, biological process: intracellular signal transduction; protein phosphorylation. The transcript has 6 exons. Gene Ontology annotation, cellular component: nucleus; cytoplasm. NCBI's taxonomy places the organism in Eukaryota, Viridiplantae, Streptophyta, Magnoliopsida, Caryophyllales, Amaranthaceae. The record is from RefSeq and is a predicted model, not a curated record. Gene Ontology annotation, molecular function: MAP kinase activity; ATP binding.
UCAAAAUUCAAAAACAUAUUUUCUGUAAAAGAAAAAGAGAAAUCCGACGUCAAAUUCAUUAUACAAGUCUCUCCGGUCUCUCCCAGUCCUUACUAAAGCUCAGUAGCUCAUAGAUUACUCAAAAAAUGGAGAACCAAGGUAAAGCUAUGGAGGUCAGAGGAGUUCCCACUCAUGGAGGAACUUAUGUACUCUACAACAUUCUCGGAAACCUUUUCGAGGUUUCUUCUAAGUAUUCUCCGCCUAUUCAACCUGUCGGUCGUGGCGCUUAUGGAAUUGUUUGUUGUGCUCGUAAUUCAGAGACAAAUGAAGAGGUUGCUAUCAAAAAGAUUGCAGAUGCUUUCAACAAUAGAAUUGAUGCCAAAAGGACGUUGCGUGAAAUCAAACUGCUGUGCCAUAUGGACCAUGACAAUGUUAUCAAGAUAAGGGACAUCAUACGGCCACCGGAGAGAGAGAAAUUUAAUGAUGUCUACAUUGUUUAUGAAUUAAUGGAUACUGAUCUUCAUCAAAUCAUCCGGUCUAACCAAGAACUCACAGAUGAUCAUUGCCAGUACUUCUUGUAUCAAAUCUUACGCGGGUUGAAAUAUGUACAUUCGGCAAAUGUUCUGCACCGGGAUCUGAAACCAAGCAACUUGCUUUUAAAUGCUAAUUGCGACCUAAAGAUAUGUGAUUUUGGGCUUGCAAGGACAACCGCAGAGACAGAUUUUAUGACGGAAUAUGUUGUGACUAGAUGGUAUCGAGCUCCUGAGCUGCUUCUUAAUUGUUCAGAAUAUACUGCUGCAAUUGACAUGUGGUCAGUUGGUUGCAUCAUGUUGGAGAUCAUUAAGAGGGAACCUCUCUUUCCUGGCAAGGAUUACUUACAGCAGUUACAGCUCAUAAACGAGCUUCUAGGCUCACCUGAAGAUUCCGACCUUGGAUUUUUAAGGAGUGAUAGUGCAAAAAAGUAUGUAAAACAGUUACCACAUGUCCCAAAACGGCCAUUUUCUGACAAAUUUCCAAAUGUGUCUCCUUUGGUGCUUGAUCUCGCUGAAAAGAUGCUUGUAUUUGAUCCCAACAAGCGAAUAACAGUUGAUGAGGCAUUGAAUCAUCCAUAUUUAGCGAGCCUUCAUGAGAUCAAUGAGGAGCCUACCUGCUCAAAACCUUUUCAGUUUGAUUUCGAGCAAUCGUCCUUGGAUGAAGAGGAUAUAAAGGAUCUCAUAUGGCGCGAGGCCUUAAAGUUCAAUCCUGAUAAGAUGAUUGAGUAAGACACCCGAUUUUGAUACUUGUCUGCAAACAAAAUUCAAUCAUCUAACUCGGAUGACUGGUGGUAACUGCUUUGUUGCUUCAGCUGUGUCGUAAUAUAUGUAUUACAUUGAAUCUAGGUUAGGAGAUGCUUUGCGGAAAUGAGUUUGCAUUAUCUUUUUCAUUUUUUUUCUCGGUUGCGUGAAUGUGUGCAUAUGACUCUGGAGGGUCAUCGGAAUAGAUCAAAGUUAAUCUUGGAAUGGUAAUAAAUUUGAUGGUUUAUCGUACUUGAAGGAUUUCAACGGGAAGGAACUAGAGUGAUACUAAUUCCUUCAAGGUUUUGGUAAAACCGAAACCUAGAUAAGUUUGCUGUAAUGACUAAUGAGCUAUAAUACGGUAUUAUAGAAGUGAUUAGCUCUUUGUCCUGAGUGUUUAAAUCCGUGUAGUUAUAUUAUAUGGUGUUUUAAGUUUGUAUUGGUUAUAAUACUUAUAAUAUUAGCUUUGAGUAUAUACAUUUGAGCAUUCGUUAUUUCUAUAGAAUUUAUUUUAUUUUGAUCUU